AUGACACGAGCACAGCAACAACUAGCCCUCCUCGCAACCUUCUCCAUCACCUACUUCAUCUGCUUCGCCGGCCUGCUCCCCCUACCAGAGAAGAUACAGGAUGAGAUAAUACCCGUCCUCCCCUUCUGGUUCCUCGUCUCCUUCGGCGCAUUCCUGCUCUUCAAACUCGGCUACGGGGUCCUGACAUUCAACGACGUGCCGGAUGCAUAUGAGGAGCUGAUGGGGCAGAUCAAGCAGGCGAAAACGGAUUUGAGGAAGAAGGGGGUGGAUGUUAGUGAUUGA
Messenger RNA from Saxophila tyrrhenica, 282 nucleotides. RefSeq lists its product as uncharacterized. Gene Ontology annotation, cellular component: dolichol-phosphate-mannose synthase complex; endoplasmic reticulum membrane. NCBI's taxonomy places the organism in Eukaryota, Fungi, Ascomycota, Dothideomycetes, Mycosphaerellales, Extremaceae. The record is from RefSeq and is a predicted model, not a curated record. Bases 1 to 282 code for a protein of 93 amino acids. Gene Ontology annotation, biological process: GPI anchor biosynthetic process. The transcript is spliced from 3 exons.